AUGCCAAGAGAAAAUAACCUGCUUUUCCCAGAUGAGAAAGGAAAAUUGAAAGCCCUAAUUUUUGACCUUCUUUACGACCAGUAUCGAGGAGUAAUUGUUUUUAUUCGUAUCUUUGAGGGAGAAUUAAAAACUAAACAAAAAAUUAAAUUUUACCACAUUAAAGACGCCCAAGUUGGAGAUACGGUAUUUGAUGUUAAUCAGAAAAACCCAGUACCUUUGCCAGGUUAUCAAAAACUAAAACCUAACAUUUAUUCUAAUCUUUAUCCUAAUGAUAGUGCAGAAUUUAAUGAAUUUAAAAAGGCUUUGCUAGAAUUACAACUGCAAGAUGGUUCUUUGGCUUUGGAAAAUAUUGAAUCAAACAUUUUAGGACCUGGAUAUUGUUGUGGAUUUUUAGGGUUAUUGCAUCGAGAAAUUAUUUGUGAGAGAAUUAAACAAGAAUACAAUGUAGAAUUAAUUCUUACUGACCCUACUGUUAACUAUCGAUUGAUUUUAAAUAACGGACAGAUAAUUGAAACAGCCAACCCUCAAAAAAUGCCUGAAUUAAAUAAAGUUAAAGAAAUCCAAGAAUUAUUUAUCAAUUUAAUAAUUAUUACUCCCCAGGAUUAUUUUCACCGCCAAUUUGUUGAAAAUAGAAGCCGAGAAAUUUGUCUAAAUUUAAAACAAACCCUCAACCGCCAAAAUUUUACGGUUCCAAUUCAAGCCUGUAUCGGCAGUAAGAUUGUUGCUCGAGAAACUUUAUCUGCUUUAAGAAAAGAUGUAACUGCUAAAUUAUACGGAGGGGACGUAACUCGCAAAGUCCAUUUUACUG
Racocetra persica is the source of this 808-nucleotide messenger RNA. The record is from the annotation of a GenBank genome assembly. NCBI's taxonomy places the organism in Eukaryota, Fungi, Glomeromycota, Glomeromycetes, Diversisporales, Gigasporaceae.